Messenger RNA from Rhopilema esculentum, 489 nucleotides. Lineage: Eukaryota; Metazoa; Cnidaria; Scyphozoa; Rhizostomeae; Rhizostomatidae. The record is from RefSeq and is a predicted model, not a curated record.
AUGUACUGGUUCGUAGGCGAAAGUUGGAGCCGAUGGAUUUUCAAUGUACUGCAUAAAAUCCUUGGAAUUUCGACCCUGCUUGGCGGAUCUAUAUCGGCGUUGUAUGGCUGUCACUUGCUGUCUGUGCAUCUUGAGCCGCUGAUAGUCUGGUUUUUCCUUCUUCCAUGUGCUGCAGUGCUGGCAGAGAUAUUUAGAUAUGCAAAGUUUCAAGAAAAUGCUAUUGGAUCAGCCCCCAUUGAAGUACAAGAAACAACGUCUACCAAUCAAUUGGCUGUAAAAGUCAUAACUUGGUUGACAGUGAUAGUGUCCGUCAUUGCGAUGUUUGUUGCCUGUUAUCUGGCAGUUCUUUUUGUCAAAUCAGUAUCGGAGAAAGCCACUGGAAAAUAUCAUUGAAAAGGCUCGGUACUAAGCAAAAAAAAACUGGAAAACACGAUACAAUCUUAAUCACCAUGUUACAAACAAUUGUUUUUGGGGAAAGUGGGUAAAUAU